CACUUACCGCUGCUUUCUGCACCUUUAAAGAACCCUGGAACAUGUAGGGAACCUCUGCGUAACCAACAACAACAACAACAACAACCAGCCACACAGUGACAGCACACAAACCACAUCCAGCAGCGCGGAUCCACGCCCUCCAUCUCUCUCUUUAUGUCUCCAAAAAAAGUGGUUUUAACGCGCGGAGCCGGUGCACCGAGAGUCCUGUGUGGUUGUUUGUCCCGCAUAGAGGAGCUCUGCUGCAGCAGGCCGGUAAACUUUAUUAAUAAAGCUCUAGGGGGGAGAGAUGAGGGCUUUUAUUCUCCCACCCUCUCAUCUCUAAAACGGCCAGCAGCUCCGCACCACUGUCAACUAACUUCCUGCAUGCGGCUGUAGGUUCAACGGGGUUUCGGGGCUGAGCGGCCGCCGCUGCCGUCCAUGCGUGAUCCCCUGCUCUCCCCUCCGUGGAUGGUGCGGAAUAAUAUCAUCUGGAGAGGCCGAGGCCGACAUUUUACCCCGGUCCGGAGGAGCCUUAACUCCGAGGGGACAUCCGAGGACACGCGUUGAGGCUGAGAGAUUGCGACAUGUGAAAAGAGCUCGACCCCUUCACCUUCUCAACUAUCAACCCUAGCAGAACUCACUUAAGCUGACGUUGUGACCGCGACCUGACACCCUCCUGCCUCGGGCAUGCCUCAGCCGGGUAUGAACGGGAUGGAGCCUGCGUUUGGCGAGGCCUACGGGGGACACAGGGGUCUUCUGAGCCCCUACCCCCUGGCCAUGUCGCCACAGGGGGGCAGGACUGAGUUUGAUCAGAGUGUGCUCCUUAUGCUGGGCUCCCCAGCAUCGCCAAGGAAACGGCCCUUUGAGUUGCUAAGCGACCUGGUGGACGACGGAGGCUUUGGCGAGGACCUUCACCCGGAGCGCUGGGAUGUGUCUGCGCUGGACGAGAUGGCUCGCUACACCAAGCUCGGUCUGGGGGUCGGGGGGGAGCUGCUGGCCUGCUCCGAGGAGGCGGUCCUGAUCGGCCGCUGGGGGAGGAGCCGGGAGGAGCAGGAGGAGGAAGAGGAAGAGGAGAGGAGGAGGAGCAGACAGGCAUCCCCUCCUGUCACCCAGGAAGUCCAGGGGCCUGCUGCAGCUGCAGGGGAAAAGGAGGGGCAUGUCUCUGUUGCCACGACAACAGAGAGGGAGUUAUGUGUUGCAGGAAGGGCGGCAGGAGGAGGACAGGAUGGGGGGAUGUCACGGGAGCGCACGGUGGAGGUGUAUCAGGUGGCGCAGGAGGAAGAGGAAGUGGUGGCGGCGGCAGCGGCGGCUGGGCUGGCUCUGGAGCACUGUAGCGAGGAGCACAACUACUCCCUGAGCCAGGGGGGCGAGCUGGGGGCAGGACCUGGUCACAGCUCCCAGUCAGAGGAGGUGCAGGAGGUGGAGACACAGCAGGAGAUGCACAGGGAGGAAAACCAGGCUAAGACUGAGCUGGAGGAAGAGGACGAGGAGCAGGAGGAGGAGGAAGAGGAGGAGGAGGAAGGAGAGGAGGGAGCAGAGGAGACGGCGGUGGAGGCCGAACUCUCAAGUUCCUCAGAAACUGAAUGUGAGGUGGAGGCGGAGCCAGCCAGGCAGCCAGGCGAGCGUCCAUCGAAGCGUCGCUGUUUCUGGGAGUACAGACGCGCUCGGGAGUCGGCCACGAAGAAGAAGCUGGGUGGUGACGUCCACUGGUCCCUGUCCUGGAGCUCCAGCACUCUACCCAGCACACUGUACCGCAGAGAGGGCAAAAAAGGGCGCCGCAAAGCACGCAAAACCGACGCCAGCGACCUGACACCGAACCCCCAGAAGCUCCACAACAUCGGGGAGCAGUUGCAGAAGCUCAACACUGCCAUCGAUGGCAUGGGUCCAGUCAACGACCUGCCUGCCGUGGCCCGAGCCCGGUCCCGCAAGGAGAAGAACAAGCUGGCCUCGAGGGCCUGUCGGCUGAAGAAGAAGGCCCAGCAUGAAGCCAACAAGAUCAAGCUCUGGGGGCUCAACCAGGAGUACGAAAACCUGUUGGGGGCACUGCUGAGGAUCAAGGAGGUGAUCAGACGACGCGUGGAGAGCAGCGAGGAAGAGGACACAGACGAACGAGGGAUGACCCAACGCCUGGAAGGCAUCCUCAGGGAGUCCAGCGGUCCCUUAGUUGCUGGGCGGACCAAAGACUUUGUGCAGAGGAUUUUGGCAGCGAGCGCUGGCGGUCAGAACCAGCGUAAAGAUCCCCAGCAGGGAGGAGACGAGGCAGCGGGGUAAACCUCAUCCAGGUCCCGUCUUCUUCCACGCCCUCCCCUCCCAGCACCACCAACAUGACCAGACCGAGCUUCUGCACGCCGUCUCCACUCACACCGAGAGUGACGAGACGGAGAGGUGGAGAGGCUGGGGAAUAAGAAGAGGAAGGAGUAGCCUAAACAAAAUGGUGGUAAAUUGCCACCUUUCUCCUGGUCCUCUCCAAACAGCAGCUGUCUUCACCGCUCUGUCUCUGCAGGCUGCACCACAACCACCGCCAGGCCAGAGCUGCUGCUGCUGCUGCUGCUGCUGCUGACGUCUCUGUGUUCCGUGUUCUGUCUGUGCGUGCGUGCGUGUAACAUACUGUAUGAGCGUGCAUAGUGUUCCUCUUUCCCUCCGUGUGCUGUAUUUGUAUCCCAUUGUGCCUAUGAAUAGACAUUGCACUGUUUUGUAGAUGGUCGUAGUUGUCGGCAGGGGACCGGUAGUGAGCCGAGGGUGAGGGGGCAUUUGAGGAUAGAGGAAGUUCUAAAAUAAGGAAGUGGGAGGAGCCCGAGCCUGGAAAACAAAGAAGCGGGUGUGGGUUUUUUUCGUUUGGCUGGGCUCCUGCAGAAGCACUGCAUACCAUUUGGAUUGCAUUGGCAUCUGAAAUGUCAGUAAGUGUUGCGACACACAACAAAUACACAACAGCCUGCUGCUUGUUGCGGAAAAGUCCUUGGAGCUUUAAUAGACCCCCAACCACCCCUUCUUUAACAUCCCCUUCACCCCCAUCAAAAUGUAAGCAAAGUUUAAAAACGAAAGAGAAAACUGCACCUUAAUUCAAACUGACCAAAGAUGUUGCUGAACCACUCGGACACCAAAACCUCUCACUGCUUCAGAUGCUGCCAACCAUUAACCCGUCAUUAAGUUUUGCAAAGUGAGGGAUGAAGUGACUGGUUGUUGUCAUGUUCAUCCACAUGCAUCCUUUAAAGACCAUUGAUUCCCUUCAUGUAAAUGCACUACCGCCGCAGAUCUAUGAGGCCGUGGUGUGGCAGGAAGGAAAGGACUGACGGGUCAUUAUUGGGUCAGCCUUCCAGCUCUGCAGCCCGGUGCUCCUUCACUUCAUCUGCAGUGGCUUUAUGUUCACCCACAAAAGGGAAGUGUCCUCAAUGCCUUCCCCAAGCCCUCUCCUCAACCCCUGACCUGAUUAUGUAGCGCAACUUCCUGAAUUGCAAUGACAAAUAGAGAAAAACACUUGUAGAUCUAGAGAGCAAAUAAGUCUAAUUUGUUUUGUUUUUGAAUGAUUUCUGUUGUUGUUUGGCGAUGCCACAGCCCACAAAGUGGGCGUUAGUCUUGAGAGUUUUGAAAUCUGCCUUUCUUCUGUGGUCUUUGCUUGAAGCUGUAGACCAACUUGUCCACGCUCUCUAAAUAUUGUUGGACGUAAAAAAAAUAGUCAAGGACCCUUUGAAUUGCACUGUGGUAAGAGCAACCAAGCACCUUCGAAGAGGGCUUCAGAUCCUCCAAAAGAGAAAAAUAAGAGACUCUUGGCACCUUUUUCUAAAGACAGUUAUUGAUUGAGAGACUUGAGGAUGCCCAGCGCUUUGUGACCGACUGGUGGUUUCGGUUUGUUGCAGUAUGGUGCUACUAUAUGUUAAAAAAAUUGUAAAAAGCAAUGCAAACCUGCGAGGAGACAUCAGGCAGUAACUGCUGACUGGGUUUUGGCCUGCGAGCACGUCCUGUUGUAAUAGGCAGUUUGUUUGCAUAAUGACGCCUUUCUAAAGUGCCUGGAGCUUAAAGCCACAGGGACCUGUGUUAUUAUGCCUGAUCUCAAAUCCAAUUACAAGGUAACCCAUGACUACUGCUCCAAGCUCGGCCUCGCUUCACUUUAGUUGGAAGGAAAAAAAAACUGCAGGCUGUGUAGGAUAUCAUCACUGAUUCAGCUGAAAAAAAGUGAGCCAAAAUAUUUUCCUUACAGAUUGAACCUACACAUGGAAACAGAAGCUGGUUUCUGUGAACAUCAUCUCUGGGAAACAUACAUGGAGGAGUGACUGUUAGCUGAGCUGAACCCUUUUGUUCUUCAGCCUUGACAAGCUCCCAUCUGGGCUGCAUUCCAAAGCUGCUGUUCUAUAACACACUGUUCUCCUCCUAUGGAAGAUCCAUUUCCUGUUUGGCCCAGGAGAGGAGGAGUUGACCUUGAACCUUCACGUCCUGGAGGUCUUGCUUGCGGUCAUUUUGAAAGCUGUGGAGUGCUGGGGUGUUUAGUGGUGCUCCGGUUUCAGUAUCCUUUUCAUUCUGGGAAGUGUUGCUCAUAAGCAUGAAGCUGUACUGUAAACAGAGGAUUCCUGUCGCUCAGCUGGAAUGGUUUUACCGUGGAAGUCUGCUGCUGGUGAACGGAGCUUUUAAGCUCUGAUGCCAAACACCGAUAGUCUGCGGCUUCACAAAAAAAUAAAGAUGCAGCAGCAGGAGGCUCUGGUGUCACUGCGGCCUCUUAAGCGUUACCACAGAAACCCCAUCAGGGUUUCAUGCGAUCAUUUUACAGAGGAGAAAGAUGGAUGAUCGAGGACAAACUCAUUACUGUCAGCCUGUUUGGUUAAAGGUGUGCGCUACACUUUCUCUGCUGCUUACCUCCCUCCUCCCACUUUGUCUUGAGGGUUAGGAAGCUGGCGGCGCUGCCAGCCGAGUCACAGGAUCUCAUGCUGGCGGCGGCUCGUGCAAAAAAAAAAAAAAGAGACGAAACAACAGAAAACAACUGUACAUAUCAUCGAGGUUUAAAAUGUUGUACAACCCAUCUGUCAUGUCAGACGAAGGCGACGGGUUUAAGAGAGAUUCCCCUUUGAUUUCACAAGUUUAUCCAGAUAUUUUCCUUCCUCCAAAGCGGUGUUAUGUAACGCAAAACACCAUCUGCUGUGUACAUUCAUCUAUAUGCCAAGAACUGAACUGAAGCGAAAACUGUUGUGACACAGUGAAUUCCUGCCUCAGAUCCAAACAGCAAACAAGACAUGACGGCAGAUUUAAUGCAACUUGUGAGCUCAUACACGAGCUUUAAUUGAUACUGUAGCAUUCACCCCUUUUCAAAAAACAUACAUUGACACUUUUGAGUCAAUGUGGAAUAUCCCUUUAACUGUAAAGCUUUAAUGGGGAGUGGCCAGUCUUGGCAAGGUCACUUGUCUCUGCUCACAUUCCUGAUUCAGUUUCCCAGAAAGUCUCUAUUUAUGUGCACCUGGAAGCAGGAGGCAGGAAAUGAAAUGACCCAAAGACAUCAGCUGUUGGGUCACUUCUCUGUAGCUGUUUUCCUGAUCCUGGCUCAGGCCAACCAAGGAACAGCUGAGGUUUCAAGAACACAAAACUAAUUCUCUCAGCUUACAAAUUUGGCCAGCUCUGACCUAAUAUGGAUGAUGACUCUGCAUAAACUGGACGAUUCUUAUCUGAGUUGCUUCCUUGUUGGGUGUCACCGUCUGCUGGAGACACAGAGAAGUAAACAAUUGGUCUCUGAUGUGGCCAUUGGGAUUUUCUGAGAAAGUGAAAGUUUGUUGGAAAGGGGAAGUUUUGUAUUGAUCUCUAUCUUCAUGGUAAAAGCUGCUGAAGGGACAGUGAUAGGUGGAAGCUGUACACCAACAGAACAGAUUUAACUCACAAUCUACUCCGGAUGUCAGGUAUAUUAGGGAGGAUGCUAAUGAAAACAUCUGGCAACAACAAAAGCACUCAGAGCACAGUACUCCUCCAAGGCUGCUCAUUCCCCCAUAUGGCAUUGUCAGAAAUGAAGCAUUUUUUUUAAAAGAAAUGCAGCAUUUGUUUUUAGUUAUUGAUGAUCAGAAAUCACAGCAGCAUAGAAUGUGUCCAUUUAAUAUAGACGUACCCACAAACAAAAUGACCUUGCGCUGAGCACAGGCGUGUGUUAUGCAUGUGUAUGUUAUGUACGGAUACCGAAUGACAUGACUAAAUAUGUAGCGGGCGGCGGGAACUGAUGGGACUCAGAAACGCCCCCACAAUUUAAUCUAUUGUUCCUUGUAUCAUUUCUGAUGGAUAAGUCCCGAUAAGUCCACAGCGGUGGAUUUGUAGUUGGAUCACAAUCGUGUCAACAGGCAGCUGACAUAGUGUUCACUUGUUGUCAUAGUUACAGUGACGCUGUGCUGCUAUCUCACAAUGAUACAGAAAUCUUUAACAAAUCUGUGGAUCCAGACUAUAAGCCGCAUCACUGCCAAAAUGUAAUCACUUGGUCCUUGUGUCAUUUCUGACCAUCUCUGAGAAUUUCAUCCAAAUCAGUUAUUCCGUUUUUGAGUAAUGUUGCGAACAGACAGACAAACUAAUGCCAAUCGUCACAUAAUAAUGAAAGGACAGCAGCUUCCAUUACUUCCUGUGUGCAAAUGCCCACUGGAUGCAUGAUAGAACAGCUCAUACUGGUUGUGAUUGCCUUGUGAAACCUGACGUUUGACAGUGCUUGGAUUCAUUGAAAGCUGACAUAAAUUUCACAUUUAAUGAUGCAUUACUGAAUUUGAGAAGGGUUCUUCUUCUCUCGCUGCACAUUAUUUCAGAAAUACGGAUUAAAAAUGAGUAAAAGAUGGUAUGCUGCUGCGUGCCGUAAUUACGACGAGAAUUGCAUCUGCAGAACAAAAUAAAAUCACUGCAAAUGUCUAUUCAAUAUGCUUUUAAAACACAGUAAAAAAUGUAAUUGAUAUUGAGGAAAAUAGCUGCUGAAGGACAUACUGCUCUGAAGUGCUCUGCUUUAAAAGGCCUCCAGUGGAUAUUUGAAGUGCAAAGACAUGAUGAAAUUAUUCAACAGCAAUUCUGAUCAUCAAAAAGGUAAUUUAACAAGCAAAUAGUCCAGCUUCUGUGGACAGGAUUUGCUGCCGUUCUCCAUUUACAUCUGUGUAAAUUGAAUAUCUGUGGAAGGUUCUUAAUUUGGCUCUCAUUUUCUACAAUUUUCAGACAUUUUCUAGACUGAAUAAUCAAUAGAUGAGUAGACUGUGAGCAUCCUGGCUGGCUUGAAAGAUUUGACAUUUGACUGAAAGAUGCAUUGUGCCCAUGCUGAUAUGUUUGGGGUAACUGCUUGGAGACGGUGUCGGAGGCAGAAACGGUUCACUUUCCCCAGCUUUCAUGGUGGGUUUUUGGUCGAGGCGCUGAGGCGUGGUGGGCCUGGCGGGGCUGAAUAGACCCAUCAGUAAGCCUACACUGGUGGGACGCCGCUGACCUGCGGGUGCCCGUCCCCACUCUGCUCCAGUGCUCACAUUGUUGGAGACACUCAGGCUUCUCUGGUUUCAAAGGCGAAGGGCCUCCAGGCAGAGGAGGCCGGGGAAGCAGCACUUAGCCGGGGCCCCUGAGUAGUUUAUCCAAAACCUUUUAAUCCCCACCGCCCCCUCCACCUCCACCCACUGUCGCUCUCUGACAGCUGCAGAGGAGGACUUCAGUCGCUGCACCUCCAUGCCCUCGCCUCCUUUGUCACUGAUCUGGAAACCUCCAUCUGAUGGGGGUAAGGUGUCAGCUUAGAACCUGCGGUUCGAUGGUUGGGUUUGCGGCUAGCUCCACUUAGCACCUCUCAUGCUUUAUCAUUACGUUUAAAUCACAGAGCUUAACAUCUGCCUCUGCAGAAGAUUAAAAGCCCACAAGGUUGCUUACAGACCCUGAAAACCCAUUUCCUUAAUCAGCUUCUUGCUAAGAACAACAUGGGUGCACCAUGUUCUGCCAAAUUUAGAGCAGUUUAAUUAUAUUACGAGAGAUUAUACUAUACAGUGGGAUAGAAAAGGCUGGAUCGAUGCAUCACCAGUGAAAAGCAUUAAUUGAGAUAAACAAACCUAAUUACAUUUUGUCCAGGAAGCAAGAUACCAUAGUUUAAAUGUUUAAGGGAUUAGGGGAAUAUUUUUUUUCAUUUUCUUGCCAAGAGUUAUAUAAGAAGGUUGAUGCUGCUCUCAUAUUUCCCAUUGAAGUUACAGCCAGCAGCCAGUUAGCUUAGCUUUGACUAGAAACCAAAAUCUGCCCACUAGCACCUCUGGAUCUCAUUAGUUGAUGCGCUGUAUUUCAUUUGUGUAAUCUUACAAAAUAGAAGUGUAACCUACACAUGCACUACUGUUCAAAACUUUGGGGUCACUUAGAAAUGUCCUUAUUUUUGAAAGAAAAGCAGGUUUUUUUAAAUGAAGACAACAAUAAACUAAUCAGAAAUCCAGUCUAGACAUUGUUAAUGUGGUAAAUGACUAUUCUAGCUGGAAACAGCUGAUUUUUAAUGGAAUAUCUACAUAGGGGUACAGAGGAACAUUUCCAGCAACCAUCACUCCUGUGUUCUAAUGCUACAUUGUGUUAGCUAAUGGUGUUGAAAGGCUAAUUAAGGAUUAGAAAACCCUUGUGCAAUUAUGUUAGCAGGAAAACCUGAAAUUUUCUGGGUGACCCCAAACUUCUGAGCGGUAGUGUAUUCACAUACACUUAAUCUUUCACCCUAGCAGUCUGUGGAUAUUUGCAUGUCGGUAGCAGCCCAUGGGUGAACAGUGGGAGGCCAGAGAUCUGAAACACAGAUGCUUAGUUCUUUAUUGCAGAUGUAAUGAUGAUAAACUGGCAGCUGAGACGCACCUCAUGGCUUUAACCAAAACCAAGUCAGUCGUUUCUGUCCAGAUUCGAAACCAAAGGCCGGUCGUUGACAUGAGCAGCAAAAGAAAAAGUCUCACUAGAUAUGAAACGAUACUUUGGUAUCCGAAAGAGAAAUCCUGUGGCGAGAGUAAAGACUGAAUAAUCACAUCCCCGCUGGUUCUUUAAUCUGUCUGAAAACACGCUGAAUGACGGGAAGAAAGGAAAACCAAGAGACGAGCAAACAUUCCACAAUGCCAUGUCAUAUACUGUACAGCAAUCCUUUCUCCUCCUCCCUUUUCCUCCCCCUCUGUCUGUCUCUCAGUAACCCAGUAAUCACAAUACUACAGUACUACUUUGGACCUGUUAACACAUUAACACAUCUUUAUGUACAACUCCUUUGUCAGUAAGUAACCUUUAAGAAAAUAAUACAAAAACAAAAAAAAAUACAAGAAGUGCCGUACAAAUAGAAGCCUAAUAUUUUUUGUUUUUGUUUUGUGUGAGUGUACUGUACACCUGUAUAAUGUAUAUUUUAAUAUUUAUAUGCAGCUGUUGUAUUAAAGUAUAUUUUUAAAAUAAAA
Molecule: messenger RNA, 9329 nt
Organism: Amphiprion ocellaris (clown anemonefish)
Lineage: Eukaryota; Metazoa; Chordata; Actinopteri; Pomacentridae
Product: CREB3 regulatory factor-like
Exons: 11
Coding region: 667-2250 (527 amino acids)
Biological process (GO): regulation of transcription by RNA polymerase II; response to unfolded protein
Cellular component (GO): nucleus
Molecular function (GO): DNA-binding transcription factor activity, RNA polymerase II-specific; RNA polymerase II transcription regulatory region sequence-specific DNA binding
Source: RefSeq, a predicted model, not a curated record